Molecule: messenger RNA, 17269 nt
Organism: Cinara cedri
Lineage: Eukaryota; Metazoa; Arthropoda; Insecta; Hemiptera; Aphididae
Source: the annotation of a GenBank genome assembly
CGUGGAAAUGGCCGCCAGUAUAAAUGUGACUCUCAUCCUGUCGUGAUGGCCGUCGUCCGUGACUGUUUCUCGUUUGUUUCGAACCCAACCGUCGUCGUCGUUGUCUCCACCGCGCGCCACGGAGUUGAAUUUUCGGGGUCGUCGUUUUCAGAUCGCAGGACGCGCAACGUCGUCGUCUUCGGCUGGACGCGCAGUUUCGCGGUGAUCUGACGCGGGAUCGAUGCGACAAAAAUGACAUUUUACCCACCGACGACGAAAUACGAUGUUAAAUGCGUAAUAUAAUAACGACACAUCCGUCCGUCAUGAAUUCACGCGACCGAAACGGCGUAAAAAUCUAAAACAUUUUCGGAAACCGAGCUUAAUGAUAUUAAUAUUACAACUGCAACGACGGCGUAUUAACAAACAAUUGAUUUCCCAACCCCCAACCCCGUACCGGUGGUCGUAACUACGCGUACAGGUAGGCUGUCUAAUAUUUUUUACAGUUUUUUCUCGAUGACGUCGCCGUGUCCGGGUUAUGGAUUUACGUUGUUUAUACUGGUGACUGGUGUUUUGUUUACUACCUACAUAAUAAUAAUUCAUCUCAAAUUGACCUACUUUGUCACCGCCGUUGCACAACAUCCACCGACUGAGAAUUUGCAUAGCUGUAUUUGCCUUUUGGUCGUCUUCGGCUACAGCCGUCAUAAGUUUAUUUCCCGCAUGUUAUUAAACGUAUAUUUUGUAACUAGGUAGCUUUCGUUGUCCCCUCCAGACCGUAAUGUCGUGUGUUUGUAACGUUGGUGGUGGUGGACCUAACCCACUGACUUUUAAACCUUCCCAUUUUUUUUACUAUAAACAACACACCGAAGUCGAAGGACACGGCCGACUAACACACACCCGUGUUUUGUAGUAUUUACUCUCACAAGCAAAUUGCGUACUUUUCAAACCAGAUUUAGAACUAGUAGAGAAAAUUACAUCAUACCUACCUAAGUCAUAUAGGGGUGCUAUAGGGUAUUAUACCAUUGUAUGGCACCUAGAUAUAAAAUAAAGCCGUAAAAGUGCAAAUGUUAUCUACAAUCAAAUUCUAACUAAUUAAUAUACCUACCAGAAAAUUGUGUUUGAGACAUCAAUUUUUAAACAUAUUAAAGGAAUGGUCUCUAUAAAACAAUAAAAACUAAAUAAAUACUUAAAAUUUAAAAUAUAUACCUAUGGAUAAUAUAUAAAAGCACCGAAUAAUGUUCAAUAGAUUAAGUAUGUAGAUAGGUACUUAAUUAAUAUUUGAUUUGAAUAUUUUAAUCGGAAUAUAGAAUGUAUAAUAAACAAAUAAGUACUUAAAUACAUUUUUAAAUAUGCAAAAUAAUAACUAGGCUUAUACUAAUAUCAUAAGUAAUUUUACACUAACCUAAAUUGUUUUUCAGAUGGUUUUUUUGUUAUUUGAACAUUCUGUGAUCUAUCUGUAAAUUAAAAUGGCAUCGAGGUACUUAAUUAAUUUUUUUAUUUCUUGUCCAGUAUUUUUUUUUCUAACCAUAUUGCUAAUUGUUAUAUUGUUAUAGAUUGGAUAGACUUUUUAUAUUAUUAGAAACUGGAGGUAGUUCAGUUACCAGAAAAGCAGCAGCAAAUCAACUUGGACAAGUUGUGAGGUUGCAUCCCCAUGAACUUGAACCCCUAUUGGAGCGUAUAUCUGGAUACUUACGAAGUUCAUCAUGGGAAACUCGUAUAGCUGCUUCACAAGCUAUUGAAGCUGUAAUUAAACAAAUACCCCAAUGGUGUCCUAGUGGUCUACCUCCUGUUAAAUUGGGUGUGUUAGAUAAUCUUUUGUUUUUAAAUUUAUAUCUGUGCCUAAUUGUAUACCACAUUUAUAACGAUUUUCAGAACUUUGUAAUGAUUUACAAGUGGACGAAAAAGAAAAUGAUAAAAAAUUAUCAUUUGAUACGUUUAAUCUUGCUUCCAUUAUGAACUGUUCUGCUUUGAUGGCUUCUCCGGAUAUUGAGCAAGACAAUCCAAUUGCUUCAGAAAAUGGUAAAGUUUAUCUAUUAAUAUUUUUACUUAUUAAUUAUUAUAAAUACUAUUGAUUAUGGUAAUAAAAACCAAAUUGUUGUUAAUGAACUUUUAAGUAUAAAUAUUUUCAAAUAUCAAAUGUAAAUAUUUUAUACCUAUAUUCAAAUACUAGUUUGUUAAAAAAGUAAAUUGAAGAAUUUCAAGAAUCAUUAAUUGAAUGAGUUGAAUGACACAAACUAAACACAUAUAGUAGAUUAAGUUAGGUUAAUUAAUUAUCAAUGAUUGCCAAUUUCUACAUUUAUACACUGUAAUUAUGUGUAAUAAGAACAUUUUCAGAAUUUUCAGAUUUUUAAAAAAAAUGGUGUAAUUUCUCACAAACUUAUUCUGGAUAAGAAUCUGAAAAAUGUUACAUAACACUUAAAGUUAUGCGCACCCUUCAAUUAAUUAAUGUAAACCUCGUAUUAAGUUUAUUUUCAUCAGCCAUAAUAAUAUUACCUAAUAUAGGUGCUCACUCAUUAGGUUACGUUUUAUCUCAAAAUAAUGGAUUAUUUUUAUUUGCAUAUACAAGAUGAUUUAUUUGAGUGUAUCUAUGUACACUUAAUAUCUCGGAAAGUAUAAAUUUUUUUUGGAAUUCGUUUUAUAAAACAUUUAAAAAACAAGCAUUUACGCUAGUUUUUAUCAUCUUUAUUUUUGGGGAUAAUACCUCUACCUACUUUUGAUUUUCAAAUGGCACGCUAUAUUAAAAAUUGCAUAAAUAGAUAGAGUAUUAGUUAAAAUAAAUUUUGAUGUUGACAUUCAUGAUUUCAGUCAACCAGUUGACAAACAAGAUAUUCCAAUGUUAAGUUUGGAUCAGGGAAGUGUAGUGGAGCAUCAUUUAUAUAUGUUGAUAAUGUAUCACUUCCCUCCAUCUACUCAAACUUAAAAUCUGGUUUGUUAACAGAUUGACGAAAAUCAAAAAUGUCAAUAAAAUGUAUUUUAAUUAAUAUAUUGAAAUUUAUUGAAUUUUUAAUAUAGGGUGUCAUUUGAAAAUCAAAAAUAGGUAGUGGUUUUAAACCCAAAUAUAAAGAUGACAAAAAAUAACAUAAAUAUAAAAUUAUAGAGCUGCUAUUCUCUUUUAAUGGUUAUAAAACAAACUACGAACAAUUUUAAUCUAUGAACUGUAUAGAUUUAGACCCAGGCUCACUACAAUUAUGAACCUAUUAUAAAUUAUACUUAAUAAUUUUGUUUUAGAGGCUUUCGAAAAUAAAUCCCAUGUAGAUGUUAUCUUCACAGAUUUCACCAAAGUCUUCAAUCAAGUAAACCAUAACUUUCUCCUUGAUAUACUAUACAGAUUGGACUUUGGCGAUCCAUUUAUGGCCUUGUUUAAAUCAUUUUGUCCAGGGGAUUCUAAUAUGUAAACAUUUAUGGUACCGAGGUUUUGCCUAUCUCCUCUGGCGUCUCUGCAAGGUGGCCAUCUUUCAUCAUUUCUUUUUGCUUUAUUUGUUAAUGGCUUAAAAAAAGUUAUUCUCAAUGAUAAUCUUCUCGCAUUUGUUGAUGACUUAGAAAAUGUACCAUCUAAUAAAAUCAAUAAAUCAAUAGACUGUAAUAUAGUUACAGAGUGAACUCAACAAUCUAGUCACAUGGUGUAAUUUAAUUUAUCUCAAAUUAAAUUUGGAAAAAUGUCAAUUAAUUUCCUUCUAUCAGACUAAUACUGCCAUCACACACACCUUUAAAAUCAACAAUAUUGAACCAAUGUCUGUUUCAAAUAAAAAAAGAACUAGGUAUCCUUCUGACCAAGAAUCUAAAUCAUCACACUCAUAUUCAAUCAAUAAGUUGCAAAGCCUAUAAGACAUUAGGUUUUUUAAUAUGUACUUUAGCUGAAUUCAAACAGUUCUCACUGAAGGCUCUCUACUACUCAAGUACACCCCCUAUUAGAAUAUGGCCAUGUCCUAUGGAACACCUAUACUGCAUCUGAUUUCUCGAUUAUUGAGUGAAUCCAAAAACAUUUCCUUUCUUUUGUUAAUCACAUUCUUAUUAUUAACCAUUCAUUGAAAUUAAAAUAAAUGAAUGGAGUGAUUCUUUUUAAACCAGCAAUUUUCUUUGAGGAUUUAAAGUGAAUUUGAUUUCUAUUUUUUUUUUAAUCAUUACAGAAUCAUUUUACUCGGUAUACCUGUGGAAUCAAGAUAAAAAUUAAAAAUGCUUUUAAAAUAAAACUUAAACGAUUCCACUAUGAAAAAAAAAAAAAAAAAAUAGAAAUCAAAUUUACUUAAAACUCUCCAUGAAAAUUGUUGGUUCAUUAUAAAAAAAAAAUUACAUUGUAUGUAUAUGAAUGAGCUAUGCUUAAUGCAUAAUGAGUAAAUAAUUUUUUGAAAUAAACUACUUGUAAACACAUUGUGAAAUAAUCAUAUAUAGCCUUGACAAAAUUGCUAUCCAACUUGAAUGCAGUUAAUAUCAAUUUUUAAUAUUUAUGUUGAUUAUAUUCCUAUAUUAUAUGUUAUUAUAAAUUAUAAUUAAUAUCAUAUGGGGGGGACCAAACAAAAUUUUUUUUGAAGAUUAAAUGGAAAAAUGUCUAGACAGAGAUUGGUAGAUAGGGUGAAAUCUAAUAUUGCUGAAAUUUCCAAAGGAACAAAAAUAGAAAACAGAGAUAAAGGGUGAUAGAGAUAACAAAGGUUCUUCAUGAAAUGUGAAAGCUAAUUGAAAAUAAUUAUAACUAAAUAAUAACAUUACUGAUAAAAUAUGACUAACUAUUAUUAUUACAUAAUAUUAUCUAUGGCUAAGUAUAUUUAACCAUUGUACUUAUUAACAUUAUAUUAUUGUAUUAUUAAUAGUUUUUGGUGGGUGUGGGGGAAUCUGUAUAUUAACGGCAAUUGUUAUUUACUAUUUUUGUGACAACUUGAAUAAAAUUGUGUUUGAAAAAUGAAUUAUUUCCCUGUAUCAAUUUGAUUCAAUAAUAUAGUUUUAGUUGAAUACUAGUAUGUCCGAUGUUUUAAUUAAAAUAAACAAAAGUUUAUGUAUUGAUCAUAUUAAUUACAUUUUAUUCUACAGAUACAGAAAAAAUCAUUAAACAUCAACAGAAAAUAAUUAACAAAACAUUAGGAUUCGAAAUACUUGGUUCAGAUAUUAUCACACCCGAUGACAUAAUGUUUGCACCAACACCAAGUCAUCCUACAUUAAAAGUUAGUGUUGAAUAUAAAUUUAAAAUUGUAUUUUUAAUUAUAAGGAAAAACCAUCAUUCAUUUUUUAUAUCCUUGCUAUUCAGAAAAAAGACUUAACAAUAUAUUUGUCUAUUCUCUGAAUAACUAAUAUUAUUAAUAUUUGCAAAAAUAACAUUUUUUUCUGUUUACUUGAAUGAAAAUACUACUAAUUAAUUAUGUUCUCCUUUAAUAUUACUCUAUAUAAUAUUAAUGCUUCCAAAUUGGUGCCAAAAAUAUGGCUAAUAGUUAAAAGUAUUAUCAAUAUUUGUAUAAAUAUGUUUAUUUUUUAGAGACAAUUAAGCGAAGUUGUGCAAAUAAAUUCUGAUAUUGAUAAAAGUUCUAGAGAAACGAAUGUUGAUAGACGAAAAGCCCGGCAAGCUGAACUAAAACUAGUCAAAUCAGUAUCUUUAGAUGCUAGUUACACUGGAACUUCAAAUUUAUGCAAAAAAAUUAAAUUACUUGAUAACAAUGAAGAGGUAAAUUCUAUAAAUAGUAUUAUUUUAACUCAUUUAAAUACUAGAUUCUGAGCGGAAUGAAUAAUGUAAGCAAAAUAAAAAACUAGAAAUAAUCGUAAAACCCCUAAAAACUUGUAUUAGCAUUUAUAAUUCACAUGGUAUACAUUUCAAAAUAUUUUGGGUUUUUUUUUUUUAUAGUUAAUUGAAGUUUUUGUGAAAAAAAAUAUUAUGAUUCUGUAAUAGUGAUUGAAAAUUUGAUCCAAGAUUUAUCAUAAGUUGUUCUUACAGAUCCAAGAGAUAAAAGUAAUAUCAUAGUUUUUUUUAUAUUGGUGUUUGACGUAUAUAUUUUAUUUCAAAUUUGUUUGAAAAAAAAUCUCAAUAACAAAUUUUCCCUUCCAUGUGUGUAUGUAUAGCAACUUAUGGAACAAAUUUAUAGAUAUAUAAUAUCUAUACAUACAAUUCACAAACUGACUUUUCAACUAGAGAGUGUUAGAUUAAACUAUGGUUAUCAUUGUUUAAUCUUCUUUACUCUUAGAGUAUCUUUAACAUUUUACUCUAAUUCUAUAUACCAUGAAUAUUAAAUUCAUAAAAGUAUGGAGUUUCAUAUUAAGAAUUUAUAUAUAUAUAUGUAUAUAUACAGGUGAUUUUUUAUCGCGAACCAGCAAUUUUCUCUAGCGUUUUAAGCGAAUUUGAUUUCUGUUUUGUUCUUUUUAAUCAUUAUGGAAUCUGUUAAACUUUAUUUUAAAAUCAUUUUUAUUUUUACUCCUACUCUAUGUACCUUAAAUGAGUAUAUAUUUUUAUUUUUUAAAUACAGAUUUAAAUAAAGGAGGAACUGUAAUAAAUUGCAUGAUUGCACUCUACCCCUACUUCUCCAUUAUACACUUUAAAUGGUUAUAACUCAUAAAUGGUAAAUCUGAUAUCAGUGUUAUGCAUAUCAAAAUUUCUAAAAAAAUAUUCUUUGUUCAAUCUGUUUAAAAAGGAGGAGGCUCCUAUUUUAAAAAUUAAAAAUGGUUUCAAAAUAUUGCAUAACAUUGAUACCAUGGUUUUUUAUUGAGCUUCUUUUAUGAAACAGAAAAUACACAUUUAAAUUGUGAGUGAUAGUGAAGAAGCUAUGUUUACACACACUUAAAGAAUGAUGAUUUUUUAUGUUAUACCUUUAAAAAUUUGAAUUUUAUGCCUGAUGGUACUAGUACUUCAUUUGAAGUUUUUUUUUUUUAAUUUCCAGUAUUUUCCCCAAAAAGUUAAAUUGACAUUAAUGAUAAUAAUACAUUAACAUUAAUAAAACUGAAGUAUUGUUAUUAAACCAAAAGCAACUAAUAGCAAAUACAAAUUGCAGCAUCAGUUAGUAAUAAUAGUUCAUGUACAUCAAAUAUACCAAAUAAAAACAGUACUAAUAGUCAUAUCUAACUUUACCAAUAUACCGAGUUCUGCUCAGAAUCUGUUUUUAAUAGCAAUAAUUAUUGCUGUUUUCAGUAUAUAAACUAAAUUACUCUGUUUUAUCUUAUAUCUUUUCAACUUCCUACUUAUAACAGUAUUCUUCUUACUAGCGCUAACUUGUAUGUCAAUUAUAAUUACAAUUUAUAAACAUCCACAAUCAGUGGCUUCCUAUUUUUUUUGUCUAUACUAACUUGUAUUAUUAAUAAAUAUUACUUUUAUUACAGAUUGAAAAUGAUUGGCCUUUUAACAAUUUUAUCAACAGUUUGCAUAAAGAUCUAUUCAGUUCUAAAUGGGAAAUACGUCACGGUGCUGCAACAGCUAUUCGUGAAAUUAUUAAACAUCAUGGUCGAGGUGCUGGAAAAGCUAGUAAUAUACCAUCAGACCAAGUAUGUUAAAUAGAUAAUUUUGUAUACUUAUUUUUUAAUAUUCAUUUACUUAGCUUAUAAUUUAUUAAUAGAUGGAAAUUCAUCACCAAGCGUGGUUGGAAGAUAUGGGUUUAAGAUUAUUAUGUGUUCUUGCAUUAGAUCAUUUUGGUGAUUUUCUUGGCGACCAAGUUGUAGCACCUGUAAGAGAAACUUGUGCUCAAGCCUUAGGUAUAUAAUUUUUGUAUUAUAUGUAAUUUUUUUUUUUUUUAUGUGUAAUAAAAAAUUUUAUUUACCAUAACUAGGUUUUGUUGUUAAAUUGAUGUCUGAAGAAAAUGUGUUGAAUAUAAAUCAUGUACUUCUACAACUUAUCCAACAUAAUGAUUGGACAACCAGACAUGGUGGACUAUUAGGACUGAAAUAUUUACUUGUUGUUAGAAAAGUAAGUUUAAUAAAUAAAUAACUUUUAUAUAAAAUAUUGACCUUUUAUUAUCUUUGAAAUCAACAAUUUAGAUUAUAUAUUUUAAAUAUUAUAUUUAAUCUAAUAGUCUUAUGUUCUAUUAAUUUAAUUUUAGUAAACUUAUCAACUCAUAUAUUAAUUAUAUUUUGUGUUAUUAUCAGGAUCUGAUUGAAAAAAUAUUACAUUUGUCAUUCCCAUUUAUAUCUAAAGCUUUACUGGACCCUGUGGAUGAUGUAAGUGCUGUAGCUGCAUCUGCUUUGUUGCCAAUAGUUGACAGUAUGAUAAAAUGUGAUGAAAAAUGGGCAUCUGAUGUAAUAUCUAUUUUAUGGAAAAUGUUGGCCAUUCAAGAUGAUUUAACUGCAUCAUGUAAUAAUUUUAUGACUUUGUUGGCUGCAUUGUUCAGCCUUCCAUCUGGAAAGCUACAAACGUGAGUUCUAUACUAACUUUCAUUACACAUAGUGUUUCUUUUGUCACUGAACAUUUAUUAUUUCAAAAAGUAUUGACUCGAAAAAAAAUUGUUUAGACAAUUUGAUAAACAUUUGUUUGUUUGUUUUGCAUUUUUUGCUCUUUAAUCUUCCAUUUCCAUUAUUUUUUGUUUCUUUUAUUUUUGAAGGUAAAACAGCUACCUAUCUUUUCAACUUAAAAGUGGAAUAUCAUGUCAACGAAUUGACUGAAAUCAAUAAUGUCAACACUAAAAUGUAUUUAAACUAAUAAUCUAAUACGUAAUGUAUUUAUGGUAUUUUUAAUAUAAAUUUAAAAUCAAAAGUAGGUAGUCAUUUCACCUCUUAAAAUAAGGGUGACAAAAAAUAAUGGAAAUUAACAUUUUAAAUCUGUUUAUUUCUUAAGCUAUCACACCUUUUUUUUUUUAAAAAAAAUUAUUAUUCAAUGAUAAAAAAAAUUCACCAAUUUACAUAAAUAUGUACACUGUAGUUCUUGAUGGUUUAAAAUCUAAUAGUUAACAUUUUAGAAACGAACCAAUUCUUCAUGUUUUACCUCGGCUUUGGUCGUUUCUAUCACAUAACGCAACUCAAGUGAGAUUAGCUACUAUGAAAUCUUUAAUGACAUUAACUUCGACCCCACCAUUAUCAUUUUCCGAUGAACUUGAAGAUAUAAAAUUGCUUCAAGAUGCUAUGAGACAUAUUUUCCAGAGAGCAAUGGCCGAAACAGAUCAAGAAAUACAAAAAAUCAUAAAAGAAGUUUGUUUUCUUAAAAAAAAAAUCUAAUACAGCUCAUAUUUCUUCAACAAUCUAUUUAUUUUAUUUAUUUUUAAAUUAGGUUUGGUCUAAUUUAAUAGUCAACAGUAGCCUAACAGCUCUUUUAAAUGCUGCUUGUCCAUACAUAGGACUAUGGUUAGCAAUGACAAUGCAGUCAGAAAAAAUACCCUAUGAUGCAUCCAGUAUUGUCCAGCAUAUUGCAACUGCAACUAGUAAUGUAAUUUUUUACCUUAACUAUGUAUACAUUUAUUUAUUUUAUGUUUCUAAUUAAAGUUUAAACAUUUGUAUUUAUUUUUACUAUUCAAGGCUGAUAAUAUAUCAAGUAUAACAAGCAAUACAACUAUAGAUAUUAAAUACUAUAUUGGUGGUAGUGAGGCAAUUCCAGUAGAUCUAAGAGAAAAAAAUGCAAUUAGAGUAAGACAUAUAGGAGCAGAAAUGUUGGGUAUGUUCCUUUCAAUUAUUAAUAUUUGUAUCAAAUAAUAUAUCAUCUAAUAUAAUUCUGAUUCACAGGUCUAUUAUCUUGUUAUAUCAUUAAACCAGCACCUAACGUCAAUUACAAAAAUGAAAAUGAAUCGCCUGUUACAUGCUACACAAAAUUAUUAAUCAGUAAUUUAGAAUCAAAUGUAGCUAUACAACAAAGAAUGGCCUCUAUGGUGAUAUCAGAGUGGUGUAAAUUACAAAAAAUAGAAAAUUCAGCUUCAAAAAUAUUAUCUGAAAAAAUAACAGAUUGCAUGAAUCGCAUGAUUUACUAUGACGAAAUGUCAUACUCAAUAACUAGGCUUAUACAAGAUGCUCAUGAUUUCCUCGCAUCACUAAAACAUUAUAAAUUGCCUACUCCACCACAAAUAAAUCAAGUAUGUGUAUAGAUACAAGUUUAUGAUUUUACAUUUAUCAUGCCAUUUACUAUGUUACUAUAAAUAUAGAUUGUUUAGUUAUUCAUAAAACUUAAAAUAUACAAUUGUGUUAUACAUUUUACCUAGUCUUUAUUUAAAUGCUAAAUUUGCUUUUCAAUUAUUAUGAUUGAUGGUCACAAUUGGCUUUAUCAUUUAUUUUUUAAAUUUAGAGAACUGUUGAUUGAUAGCUGUUAUAGACACAUUAACAGUUGGCGAUUUACAGACAUUUUUAAUCACAAAAUGUUUAUUAGUAGAAAAAUCUGAUUUAAGAUUUAAGAACUUAAUUUAAGUAAUUUCACAGAAUUUAUCUAUAUCUUUAUACCUUCUCUGUUAUUUUAUACAUAUGUAAUGUGCAUGUCAUUGACAUUAUAUUCAAUUUUAACUACUUGUAUAUUUUAUUAUUUUAUCUAAGAUUGUAACUUUGGAACACAUUGAAAUACUUACUGGAUCAAAAAUAGAAAUGUUAAUUUUAUCUCAAAAGAUUAGACCUAAAAUAAUUGAGCAACUUGAGGACAGGCGUACUUCUUUAAAUCAAGCACAUAAACUGAUAUGUUCUGAUCUCAAUUCUUUAACUGUAUCGUAAGUAAUAAAAUACUACUUCCUAAGGAAUUAAAUCAUUUUUAUUUUGUACAUUGUUCAUUAACUUAGGACUAAAGCAUCAUUAGCAGGUGCAUUAACUAUGCUUCAAUGUUUACCAGAAAAAAUACGACCUGUUGUUAAACCAUUAAUGGAAUCCAUCAAAAAAGAAUCUAAUGAAAUAUUACAAGUAAUAUAAACACUUAUUUAAUAUUUACAUAUUUAAUAAAUAUGUUGAAUUAAUAAUAAUGUUAAUUUAAUUUUUUUAGCAUUGGUCUGCUGACCAUUUGGCUAUUUUGAUGGAUUUAUGUGUCAAUCGCUCUUCGUGUCCCAACACAACCAUUAUUAAUAAUUUAUGUUCUUUUCUAUGUGUUGAUCCAGAAUUCACACCAAAAUUAGUAAGUCAAUGUUAAAAAAAAAAAAAAUACUAUAAAUAUAUAUGAUUAUUUAUUUUUAUAUGACUAAAAGAAUUUGAUUGAACAACAAUAAAGUUGCGAAAAUAGAACAAUUAGUAAUAAUUUAAGUGUAAUUGGUGAUGUCACAUGUCCAAGUCCAGUUUAUUUAUCCAUUCGUAAUUUCUUUAGUCGCAUCAAUCAUUUAUUCCAUCUAUAAAGCUGUUUACUGUUACAUCUUCAUUAUCCUAUGUAGAACCUAUUCCGCUGCACCUAUGACUCCUGGGUUGUGGUAUUUUGAUGUUCUUUAUCAGUUACAUCAACUGAUUUUUUUUCUUAUAACUUUCUCAUCCCAUAAAUUAAAGUUAAACCAUCCUCUCUACUUUUUUUUUUCUACUCUUUAAAUGACUCCAGAGUAUUAAUUUUGAUUUCUACAUACCAUUUUUGUGAAGUCUUAUAGGUCUUAAUUUCUACUUAUUAUAUAACUAUAUAAGCUUAGGGUUGUAUUUUUUCUUUUUAUUUGAUAUAGUUCUAUUGUAGACAAUAUCGAUCUAUAAGUGACUGUCCUAAAACCAACCUGGUUUUGUAUGUAGUAACACUCUAUAUCUGGUAAAAUGCAAUUAAAUGUCACCUUUUUGUAAGUUUGAACAUGGCACGUGAUAGUAGCUAUUUGGUUACUCAAGGUUUUUCCUUGGUUUCAGUAUGGCAAUUACUCAAGCUUCCUUCUAAAUGCAAGGUACAUUACCUGUAAUGAAGAUUUGGAAAAUUAUGUCUACCGACAAGUUCAAGGUCUAGGUCUAAGUGAUAUAGAAUCUCCAAGUGUAUAUUGUCUUUGUUGGAACCUUAGCCAUUUUGAUCUCUUUAAUCAAUAAAAUUUUGACAUAUUUACAUAUUUUUGUUAAAACUAAUUUAUACUUAUUUUUGAAGAAAAAUAAAUUGAGACUUUUAUAUAUUUUUACUAAUAUCUAUAAUCUUUGUUUAUUUAGGGUGCUGAUGAUAAAAUAAAAUACCAGUUAAUUCUCAUGCACCAAAAGUUAUUGCAAGUAAGAUUUUAAUAUUUAAAAAUGUUGAAAUUUAUAGUUAAAAUAAUAAUAAUUUUUACAGAAUGCUGAAAAAUUGUUAAUGAAACGUACUGGACAAAGGGGAUCGGGAAGGCCUCCUAUACAUUGUGAUAUAAAUGUUGAAAUCGUACUAAGUGAAGAAGAUCUGGUUAUUAUUAUAUUUAUUAAUUAAAUUAAACAAAUAUUUAAACAUUUUCCUUAAAAUUCAAAAACUCAAUUUUAGUAACUUAUUCAUUUUAUAUAAGUUAGUAUUUUUUAAAUAAAAUCAUUAAACAAUAAAAUAACCUUUCUAAGUACAAUACCAUUUGGUACAAUAAUUAUUAAUUAUCUAUAAAUUACUAUAUGCAAUAUUUUGACUUCACUUACUGCUCAAAAAUUGUAAUAGGUAUUUCCUUGUAGCUCCUAUGAUUUUCAAAGAAUAUGAAACAAAAUUGUUUCAAAGCUAUUUUUAAAUUUGUCUUGUAUUAUUUAAUAUAUGUAAAACAUAUUCUAGGAACAUAAACAGACUAAUUAUAUCCAAAGACGAGGUGCAUUAUAUGCUUUACAAACUAUUUGUUCGCAUUUUGGUGACCAAUUACAAAACAAACUACCAAGACUUAUUGAAAUAAUGUACCACAAUAUAAAAAAUAUUAUAUUUCCUGAAAAUGAUCCAAGUAAGGUCCAUGAUAUAAUUAAUGAUAUAUCAAGAUAAAUAUGUAUUAUUUUUAUUUGUUCAUUUGUUUUAUUUUUAGAUUUAAAUACUUUUAGAGAAAAAGAUAAUGAAGCACAAGAACUAAUUAAAAAUUUACAAGUGUUUGAAGUAGUUUGUUCAAAAAUGCAUAAAUGUUAUGUCCCAAAAGUAAUAGUCCAGUUAUAGUAUUAAAAUAUUUAUCUAAUACCAUAUUGCAUUAUAUUUAAUUGUAUAAUAUAUAAUGUACAAACUAAAAAAGUAUUUACUUUUCAGCUAUUGGAGUUGCUACCGAUAUUUACCAAGCUACUUGUUCAUCCAUAUUCAGCUGUUAGACAUAUAGCUGCUCGGUGUUUAGCUGCAUCUGUAGAAUUAGAUUCUGUAAUUACUAUGACAAUUGUUAUAAAUGAUAUUUUACCACUGCUUGACGCAACAGACAGUGAUAUAAAACGAAAAGGGGCUAUUGAAGCAGUUGUUUGUAUAGUUGAUAAGUUGCAAUUUGAGAUUGUUUAUUAUAUUGCCAUAUUAAUUAUUCCCCUUUUAGGUAAAAUACAUAUUCAUAUUAUUAUAUUGAUUAAAGAUAUUUUUUAAAUUUGGUAUUUUUAUCAUAGGUCGUUUAAGUGAUCAAGAAGAAAGUGUACGUAAAAUGUCAUCGCAAUGUUUUGCAACUCUAAUUCAAUUAAUGCCACUUGAUGGCAGUAUGUCAGUUCCACCAAAUUUAAGUAAUAACAUGAUUACAUUAAUUCAAUCAAAGCGGCAAUUUUUAGAUCAACUUUUUAAUCCUAAUCAAAUAAAUGAUUACAAAGUCCCAAUAAUGAUAAAUGCUAAAUUAAGAUCCUAUCAGCAGACAGGUGUGAAUUGGUUAGCUUUUUUGAAUAAGUAUAAACUACAUGGAAUUUUAUGCGACGAUAUGGGUUUGGGAAAAACUAUACAGUCGUUGUGUAUACUCGCUAGUGAUCAUUACAAUAAAAAUGAAAAGUAUAAGGUAACAAAUAAUAGAUUAUGCAAAAUAUCUAUUUAUCUACAAUCAAAAUGUAAAAUGUAUUUAGAAAACUGGCAGUCCGGAUUCAGUUCCUCUACCAUCUAUUGUAGUUUGUCCACCGACAUUAAUUGGUCAUUGGACACACGAAGUACAAAAGUUUAUUCCGAAAGACAUACUAAGACCAUUACAAUACUCUGGAUUGCCUGUAGAAAGACAAAAGUAAAAUAAAUACUAAUUGUUUUAAAUUUGUAUACAUAAUUUUAAAAAUUAAUAUUUUAUUAUAUACUACUGUUUUAGACUGCGAGUGUAUGCUGAUGAUUAUAAUUUAUUUGUAGUCUCUUAUGAUAUAGUUCGUAAAGAUAUAGAUUUUUUUUCAAAAAUAAAAUUCAAUUAUUGCAUAUUAGAUGAAUGUCAUAUUAUAAAAAAUGGAAAGACCAAAGCCAGUCAAGCGAUUAAACAGCUGAGAGCAAAUCAUCGUUUAGUUUUAUCUGGAACUCCAAUUCAGAAUAGUGUUUUAGAAUUAUGGUCAUUGUUUGAUUUUCUAAUGCCAGGAUUUUUGGGCACAGAAAAACAAUUUGCUGCAAAAUAUAGUAAACCAAUUUUAGCAAGUCGAGAUGCUAAAUGUUCAUCAAAAGAACAAGAGGCUGGUGAGUUAAACUUACAUAAUAACUAUUAAUAUUAGAAAUCCAAAAAAUAUUUAUUUAACAUAAUUUGUAAAAGUAUAAUUAAAAUCCAUUAUUAUUUUUAAAUCAUAGUGUUCUUCAUUAAUAUGAAUUGUCCAAUUAACAUUUAUCAAGAAUAACAUUAAAAAUAAUAAUAAUUUAGUAAACAAAUUAUUUCAUUACAUUUAAAUUUACUCUUGUUGUAUCUAGUUUUUUAAGUACUACUACAAUUUAUACAAAGUAAUCAAUCCUCAACAAGGUGCUGAUUAUCAUGGAAAGUUUUUACUUUUUCCAAAUUUUUUUUAGUAGAAAAAUUAAAUAACUAGUAUCUCUAAAAUAUUUUUGGAAGUGAAAUGGCUAACUACUUUUAAUUUUCAAAUGUCCACCCUAAAUUUAAAAUCUAAUAAAAAGAUGGAAUAUUAGUUUAAAAUGUUAAAUUAUUAUUAGUGUUCAAAUUUUUGAUUUCCAUCUAGUCAUUGAUAAGAUAUUCCACUUUCUAAGUUUAGGUAGAGAGAAAGUAGUGUAGCACUAUUUACAUACAUUGUGUCACCACUCAAAUGAUGUUCCACUAUUCACCCCUACUCAAACAUAAAAGUGAAAUCAGGAUUUAUUACAUUAUGUUUAAAACUGAAUUUUUUUAUUCUCUUAAAACUUUUAAAAUAUAAAAAAAUACCACAUUUCUAUUGGUUUACUAUUUAUUUUCAAUUUUGUGAAUAACAACUAAUCAAUUUUUUUUUACAUAUAUAUGUAAAAUAUAUAUUCUGGAAAAAGUAAAUACUUUCUGAGAUAAUGAGUUUCUUAUCUAGGAUUGAUCACUCUGUAUACCAUAAAAAUGUGCUAAUGUUAGCCAUUAGGUUAAUGGUAACAGAAAUUUCUGUAAUUUCUUACAUCUAAAUGUGUUUUGAUUAUAUAACACCUUAGACAAAUUUUUUUUUUUUCAACUAAUAAUUAUUAUUUUAAUUUUCAAUAAUUUUGAAAAUAAUUUAAUAAAUCUUAACAUUCAUUACUAAAAUUUAAAAUUGCUUUCUAUAAUAUUGUUGUAUUUUCAGUUUUUUACCAUUUACAAACUAAUGUUAGAAAAUCCUCCCAGAAGUACCAUUUAUAUGCAUUUACUUGCUAUGUAUAAAAUUGUUGAAAAGUGAAAAAAAUGAACAGAUAGCUCUAAAAUUACUCUUGCAUUGUAUAGAAACUCAACUAUUGUAGACUUAUUAUAUUUAUAGUUCAUUGAAUUAAAUAAUUUGAAUUAUAUUUUAAAUAACAUGAAUUAUUCAAUUUUAUAGGAGUUUUAGCAAUGGAAGCAUUACACCGUCAAGUUUUACCAUUUGUUUUACGUAGAAUGAAAGAAGAUGUGUUAAGUGAUUUGCCUGCUAAAAUUACUCAGGUAAAUAAAAUAUACUUCUAUACUUUAAAAAUAAAAGAGUUCAAGUUAUUCUACUUAACAAAAUACAGGAUUAUUAUUGUGAUUUGAGCCCUAUUCAAACACUGCUUUAUGAAGAUUUUUCGAAAACACAUAUACAUAAACAUUUAACAAAUUCUGAAACUGGCAGUUCUCAUGAUUCAAAUAAAAACAAUAUGCUACAAGUAAAUUAUACAAAUUAUAUUUUAGUUGAUAAUUAUUUACUUAAUACAAAUAAUGUAUUUUAUAUUACAGGCACUGCGUUACUUACAAAAUGUAUGUAAUCAUCCAAAACUAGUCCUUACCCCACAACAUCCUCAGUAUUCUCAUAUAAUUAAGCAAAUUUCAGAAUCUAAUUCUAGUCUAACCGAUAUACAACAUGCUGCUAAAUUACCAGCCUUAAAGUAAAUUAAUACAUUUUUUUUUUUUUUUAUAAUUUCUAAAUAAUGUUUUUGUAUUAAUUUAAAAUGCAAUUUUAGGCAACUUUUAUUGGAUUGUGGUAUUGGAUUACCAAGUAAUGAUGAAACUGUAAUAAGUCAACAUAGAGCUUUAAUAUUCUGUCAGCUCAAAUCCAUGUUGACUAUCAUUGAAAAUGAUCUCUUUAAGUAAAUGAUAUAUUUUUUUAAAUUUCAAAUUCAAUCAAAAGAUAAUUCAUUUUUAUUUGUAGGGCCCACAUGCCAAAUGUUAGUUACCUUCGUCUCGAUGGUAGUGUACCUGUAUCUCAAAGGUAUUCACUUGUUAAUCGAUUUAAUGUUGAUCCGUCAAUUGAUACACUUAUAAUGACUACACAAGUAGGAGGCUUGGGUUUAAAUUUAACUGGAGCAGAUACGGUAUGAAACAACAUUUUACAAUUAUUGAAAGCUUAAUGUACUCAAUAAGCAAUAUGCUGCAGGUAAUAUUUGUAGAACACGAUUGGAGUCCUAUGAGAGAUCUACAAGCGAUGGAUCGUGCACACCGUAUUGGUCAGAAAAAAGUUGUCAAUGUCUAUCGUUUAAUAACAAGAUCAACACUGGAAGAAAAAAUAAUGAAGUAUUUAUUAUUAUGGCAAAUAGAUACAAUGUAUGUUUUUGUAUUUAUAUUAUGUACAUUUAUUUCAGUUUUCAAAAGUUUAAACUAAAAACUGCCAAUACAGUAAUAUCAUCUGAAAAUUCAAGUCUUCAAACUAUGGGAACUGAUAAAGUAUUAAAAUUAUAUAAAAAAUGUAUAUAAAUAUAUUAAUAUUGAUGCUUUUGUUUUCAGUUAUUAGAUUUAUUCUCUUUAAAUGACUCAACAAAAGAAAAAAAUAAACCAAGUUCAUCGAGUGGUUCCAUAAAAUCUGUUCUUGAAACAUUGCCAGAACUUUGGGAUACUAAGAUUUAUGAUGACGAAUAUGAUUUAAACAGUUUUGUUCAAACUUUAAAUCAAGCUUAAUCAUAUUCUAAAAAUGUUAUUAUAGACUUAAACAUUGAUUAUUGAUUAAUUUACACAUUUAAUUUUCUUUAUUUAAAUCUAGUGAAAACAAACCAAAAAUUAGGCUUUUAAUUUCAAUUCAACUAUAAUCAUUUAACUCAAUCAAUUGCUUAAAU